UGGUGGGAGCGCGCUGCUGGAACUGUUCACGCGACUUUUCAAACGCGCUCACAGAGGUGCUUCACUUCUCAACGGACAGCUCGGAGAUUUCACUUCUUUCAUUGAGUUCAGGGUUUCACUCACCUCGUCUUGUUUUUCCUCCUCAUUCUUUUUCUUUGGACAUUCUUUUUUUCCUCUCGUGGACGGAAUAAUUGUUCGUGAAUGCAAAGCAGUCCUUUCCAAUAAUGUAGGUAGCAGUGAGAAAACAUCUUGAAUUUGCGAGUCGAAAUGGAAAAUAGUGUCAAAGCGGACCAACGCGGUCUGAAUCUUCAAAAGAGCGGAUCUUAACGUGCGUUUAUAUAUAUAAAAAAAUCAUUAUUACACCUCAAAGCAUUCAGUUUUUACCCCAGUUGUUGAACGAGGAUCCAGCUGUGAGGGGAAAAUGAUCUCCGAAGACCGAAGCAACCAGUUUAACAAGCAAACCCUCGGAUUUCCGAUUGGAUUAUUAAUCCGGUCCCCGAAAAAACGGCUCGCAACGUUGGGGAGGAAGCCCAGCAAUGGCUCUCUACAAUCCAACACAUCUGAAUGCACGACUCGAUCUGCUGAGAGUGCUGUUGUCAGGCAGCCAGCCAGAAGUAAGAUCCGCCGCCACAACAACAAGCUGGCCACAGCGUUUAACCGGAGUCCACUUCUGCGGGACAGCAGACCUGGACGCCUUGAGGGAAAUCUGGAGUCGAACGAUGACCCCUCUGAGCUGUCCAGUCAACUGUCUGCCCCAGGGAUCUUAAAGAUAUUUGGCAGUGACAUCUGCCAGGGGGCUAAUUACAAGAGUGUGCUGGCCACGAAUCACUCCAGCGCCAGGGAGCUGGUUAAAGAGGCCCUGGAAAGAUACUGCCUUGAAAAGGAAGAUCCAGAUGCAUAUGUCCUCUGUGAUGUGAUUGGGCGUACUGGGAUAGCCCACCAGUGGCAGACAGAGUGCCUUCGGGUCAUUGGUGACAGUGAGAAACCGCUCAUACUACAGUCCCUUUGGAAACCCAAAGAAGGAUUCUGCAGAAGGUUUGAGAUCCACAAAAGAACAAAUAUUGAAGAUCGUAAUGCUAACGACAGAGACACAAUCACUGCAGGCCUCAAUGCCCAAGUCCGGAAACUACAGAAAGUCCACUCAAGGGUCACGUCACUCUUUGUGGAUGAAAGCAGUGGGGAUGUGGAUGGCAUUGGUAUCUGGAGGAGCCUGAGUGAGAUGGACCUCUCUGCCAUGAGUAAGGAGGCCUGCAGGGCUAAUAAAGGAGGCACUCUGCAGGAGGAUCCAGAGGCCGAAGCUGACUUGGAGGGACGCUGCCUCAUCACUGAGAAGGAAGAGACGGAGAGCAGUGAUGACAACACCACACAGUAUUCCAUCCACCCGCCCUUCGAUUUUCCCUACUUUCUUCUCCUUCAAGGUUACAGCCACAGACAAGACUUUGUGAUCUACCUGAUGAGUGGGAACAGCUGUGUGUUUGGCUGCUGUGCUGGGCAUGGUGAGGAUGGAGAGCAGUUGAAGGUGAAUGUGGUGCUCUAUGCCCCUGACGUGCUCCCCCAACACUGCUGCGUGCAGCACCUGGAUGUUCCCAGAACCCAAGCUGAGGGCAGCUGGAGAACUGCAACCCUACUAAAACCCCUCCAUGGAGCCUCCGUAACCCACAACGGUGUGCAGUUAAAGGGCGAAGCCGAACUCUUUCCAGGUGACCUAAUAGGCUUGGGCCAACAUUACCUCUUCAUGUUUAAGGACCCCACAGCACCUGACAUCCAACACAUACCUACCUGGAUGGCCAGUCUUUCUCCCACAGCUUCAGCCUUACCCUGUAAUACCUGUGGUUCCUCUGUAAGAAGGCACAGAACCUGCUGGACGGACCCAGACGAGAGGGUGCUUUCUCUUACCUACGAACUGCACCAAGAGGACCAGGUGCUGGAGAAGAUCCUCACCAUGGUGGACCCUGGAGGACUGGAGCCCAAACUAAUUCCAGCCUUCCUGCUCUGUUUGUGCAUUCAGCAUUCAGCUGCUAGCUGGGAGAUGACGAACUUCCGCAAACUGUUGCUGCAAAUCGCAAACCAGAUUCAGCUUGCCAUGUGGGAGCGGACAAAGGAGCUUGCAGUGCUUCAGCCAGACAAUGGAGCUGGACAGACAGAGCCAGAGGAGAUUUCUUUGCUGAGCAUGGCUGAGCUGAUUCCAGGCCUGCAACCGCUCGUGCUAUGGAUGGCCAACUCCAUUGAACUGUUGCAUUUCAUUCAGCAUGAGGUGCCCCUGCUCUUGCCAUGGACACAGCAAGAUGAAGAGAAAGACAAAGACUUGUUAAAUUCUCAGAUCUUGUCGACACGUAUUGCCAGUGAGGAGGCCAUGACUGUCCUAGAGGAAGUCAUAAUGUUCACGUUCCAGCAGACUGUCUAUUACCUUACAAGAAGAUUGUAUACAGUGCUACCAGGAUUGUUAGAUAGUAACCCUUUCUCUGAGAAUGGACAGCCAUGCAUGCCUGUGGGUGUCAGCAACGUCCUGGAUGUCCUAAAGGAAGCAUUACAGCUGCUCAACACUUUUGAGGUGCACUCAGAGAUAUCCUCACAGCUCCUGGCCUAUCUCUUCUUCUUCACCAAUGCCUCACUCUUCAACAUCCUUAUGGAGAGGGGUUCAGUAGGUGGGUUCUACCAGUGGUCAAGAGGAGUACAGAUCCGAGCCAGCCUAGAUUUGUUGAUGGACUGGACCCAGAGUAUUGGUUUGGGCGACCUGGCAGUGGAUUUCUUCCAGAAACUCUCCUCAGCUGUUAAUCUACUGGCCACCCCUAAGGAGAAUUUACUACAGACCUCUUGGAUGUCGCUUAGAGCUGAGUUCCCUCACCUCAAUCCAGCACAACUUCACCAUAUGCUGAGAGAAUACAACUCCAGCAGGGCCUGUCCCUCUAGCUGGACCCCCUCCCCAGAUGAUGUAGUAUCUGCCCUCCAAACAUCUGAAAUUCUGGAGAGCUUUGACAGUCAUCCUCCACUUAUCCUACCCAACAGCAACUUUCACUUAGAGCUAGGGAAGACCAUCACAGAGCCCGCUUUCUUGUCCCACCUUAAGAGCCUGCAGGAGUUCAUCCACAGCCUCCCCAUCAACCAAAUAAAAAAUGAACUACAACCACUGCAGGACAACAGCACUGAUGUGACGGAAGCCACACAAAUAGUAUCUUCCCCAUCCAGCUCAGAACUGGAGUGCCUUGGGUCCAUCAAAUCCACCAGUCAAACCAUUCAAUGUGGUUAUAUAGCAGAGCAACAGCAGUGCUUGUCUGCCUCACCAACUCAAUUCAGGGGCUUCCACAAUGCUCUAGGUUCCUAUGAAGUACUCUUGUCUCAGAAACUGAAGAGCCUGGAGCUCCAGAACAGCCUGCCUGGGGAAAUGGACUUGUGCUCACACAAAAGCCUGGCCUUGGACCCAUCCUGCCUACUCACCCCACCCAACACACCCCAAGGCCUGGAGCUCUCUGAACUUGAGGCCAGUCUACAAGAAGAGGCAAUACAAAACGCCAAAGAGAAUGGUCUUGGAGGAAACGCAGAUGGGAUGAGAGAAAUAGAAGAGGAUGAGGACGAGCGAGAUGAGGUGUUCACGGUAGAAGUGUCAAGAGGACCUCAUGGCCUCGGCCUAGCACUGGUGGACGGACUGAAAUCUCCACUGGGGAUGAAUGGGAUCUACAUUAAGUCAGUGGUGCCAGGCUCACCAGCUGCUCAGUGCCAGAAGCUCAGGCUUGGUGAUCGUAUCCUGGCUGUGAACGGAGUCAGUCUUGUAGGCAUGGACUACCAGAUUGGCAGGGAGAUCAUCCGGACAUCAGGAGAUUCUCUCCGGCUGCUAGUGGCCAAAACUGAAGCCAGUAGCAGGAGCUCCAGUACCAGAUGCUAAAGCAGUGGGGGGGGUUUCCACUGAGGGGUUUUCAGGACAAACUAUUGGACUUUUGGUUCUUCCAGCACCAAAAUCUGACUCUUUUCCAAGCUGCUGGCUGAAGUCCUCAGACUUGCUUUUUUUGGUUUAUAUAAUAAUCAAAGGUUUUACUGGAAGUAUCAAUGGAAUAGUCAAAACAAAAAAAAAAUACACAACUUUGCUGAAGACCAGGCCAAGUUUGGGAUUUGGACUCUCUGUGGGUAAAGAUUUAAUUAUGUCAACGUGGGUACACAAAAUGCAUAUAAAAUGAUUUAAAACCAAUGUUUAAUGCAGUAAUUUAAUUCAGUAUGCGUCUGUUUGUCGUCACAAUUAAAUGCAACACAAUUCAGGUUUGUCUGAAAAUGGCAGUGGUUCAGACUUUAUCAUGUUGUUUGGUUGCCUGUUUUAGCAUCAGUGAUUAAGACACUUAUCCUACAUACGCAGACAAAAAUUUGCACAUUAUUACAGUAAUAUCAAUGAAAAAGAAUUUUCUAUUUUUGUUCAAAAUAUGUUAACCAAAGUCUGGCUUGUAUCAAGUACUGCUUUUAAUUUGUUCUGGUCAGAGUAAAGUAUUUCUGUUGAAUAUGCUCAAAGCCAUGGAUCAAAUUUCCAACUCUCGGUCUGUUUCGCAGCAGGCAUUAAUGAGCAUCAUGUGAUACAUUCAAUUGUAUUUUUUUUUUUCCUCAGUGCCAGAGAAACAGUGUUACAUCAGCAUUAUUGAUAUGGUAGAAAAGUAUUUUGUUUGUGAUAUUUAUAUUCUUUUCUAUUCUAUGUAAUAUUUACAUGUGAAAUAAAUAUUGUUCAUUUUUAAGGUGAAA
Ictalurus punctatus (channel catfish) is the source of this 4716-nucleotide messenger RNA. It is a transcript of the gene radil2a, whose product is annotated as Ras association and DIL domains 2a. The record is from RefSeq and is a predicted model, not a curated record. The transcript has 16 exons. NCBI's taxonomy places the organism in Eukaryota, Metazoa, Chordata, Actinopteri, Siluriformes, Ictaluridae. The coding region runs from base 422 to 3880 and encodes 1152 amino acids. Gene Ontology annotation, molecular function: GTPase binding. Gene Ontology annotation, biological process: substrate adhesion-dependent cell spreading; neural crest cell migration; signal transduction. Gene Ontology annotation, cellular component: microtubule.